Schistocerca nitens (vagrant locust) is the source of this 1251-nucleotide messenger RNA. RefSeq names its product pre-mRNA-splicing factor 38B-like. The record is from RefSeq and is a predicted model, not a curated record. The transcript has 5 exons. NCBI's taxonomy places the organism in Eukaryota, Metazoa, Arthropoda, Insecta, Orthoptera, Acrididae. The coding region runs from base 1 to 1251 and encodes 416 amino acids.
AUGGGUAAAAAACCGCAACUAUGGGACAAACGCAGCUGCGGCACCAACGCAGCUGCGGCACCAACGCAGCUGCGGCGCCAACGCAGCUGCGGCGCCAACGCAGCUGCGGCGCCAACGCAGCUGCGGCGCCAACGCAGCUGCGGCGCCAACGCAGCUGCGGCGCCAACGCAGCUGCGGCGCCAACGCAGCUGCGGCGCCAACGCAGCUGCGGCACCAACGCAGCUGCGGCACCAACGCAGCUGCGGCACCAACGCAGCUGCGGCACCAACGCAGCUGCGGCACCAACGCAGCUGCGGCACCAACGCAGCUGCGGCACCAACGCAGCUGCGGCACCAACGCAGCUGCGGCACCAACGCAGCUGCGGCACCAACGCAGCUGCGGCACCAACGCAGCUGCGGCACCAACGCAGCUGCGGCACCAAGGCAGCUGCGGCACCAAGGCAGCUGCGGCACCAAGGCAGCUGCGGCACCAACGCAGCUGCGGCACCAACGCAGCUGCGGCACCAACGCAGCUGCGGCACCAACGCAGCUGCGGCACCAACGCAGAUGCGGCACCAACGCAGAUGCGGCACCAACGCAGAUGCGGCACCAACGCAGAUGCGGCACCAACGCAGAUGCGGCACCAACGCAGAUGCGGCACCAACGCAGAUGCGGCACCAACGCAGCUGCGGCACCAACGCAGCUGCGGCACCAACGCAGCUGCGGCACCAACGCAGAUGCGGCACCAACGCAGAUGCGGCGUGGGAAAGAGCGCAGGCGUGGGAAAGAGCGCAGGCGUGGGAAAGAGCGCAGGCGUGGGAAAGAGCGCAGGCGUGGGAAAGAGCGCAGGCGUGGGAAAGAGCGCAGGCGUGGGAAAGAGCGCAGGCGUGGGAAAGAGCGCAGGGGUGGGAAAGAGCGCAGGGGUGGGAAAGAGCGCAGGGGUGGGAAAAAGAGCGCAGGGGUGGGAAAAAAAGGGCAGAGGCGUGGGAAAGAGCGCAGGCGUGGGAAAGAGCGCAGGCGUGGGAAAGAGCGCAGGCGUGGGAAAGAGCGCAGGCGUGGGAAAGAGCGCAGGCGUGGGCGUGGGAAAGAGCGCAGGCGUGGGAAAGAGCGCAGGCGUGGGAAAGAGCGCAGGCGUGGGAAAGAGCGCAGGCGUGGGAAAGAGCGCAGGCGUGGGCGUGGGAAAGAGCGCAGGCGUGGGAAAGAGCGCAGGCGUGGGAAAGAGCGCAGGCGUGGGAAAGAGCGCAGGCGUGGGAAAGAGCGCAGGCGUGGGUAA